Amoebophrya sp. A120 is the source of this 1142-nucleotide messenger RNA. The record is from the annotation of a GenBank genome assembly. NCBI's taxonomy places the organism in Eukaryota, Dinophyceae, Syndiniales, Amoebophryaceae.
GAAAAUCUUCCCUUCCCACCGCAGCAAUUUGGAACCAAAUCUCGACAGGCACGAUCAACAUCUGCAAGGCGGUUUUUGGUGCAACGUAAAGAAACGUUACGAGCUCAGAAGGGAAAGUGUUUUUACUUCAGGUAGCGUGUAGCCUAGCACGUACUAAGUAGUUGCCUCAGCGACUUCAAAUCACUUCCUCGUUGUAUUUUAGAUUUCCAAACAGGAGCAAAAUGGCGAAGAAAAACAACCGCAACACGAAGCAGACGCAUCUGCAGAAAACCUACCAGUUCGCGGAGGAGGAGAAGCAAAAGUUGGAAAAAAAGCGGCUCGCCAGGUUGGAGAAUAAGGAGAAGAAACUAGCAGUCACCCAAGCUACUUCCGACAAAGGCAGCAAGGAACAAAAUGGUAACAAGGUAACCAUCAAGCAAAUCGGAAAGGAGAACGACAUCUUCGCCGCCUUAGACGGCUGCUUGAACAAGCUCCCCGAUCGGGAAAAGAACUUCAAAGCGCCAGAGCCGGUUAAUAUCGAUGAGGAUAUGGAAAAUAAAAUUCUCCCCGACAAACCACGUACGAUCAUUCACUCGCUGUUUGACCAGAAAAAAAGGAUGAGCAAGCUCCGCCAGGUCCAGAAGAACGACGAGAAGAAGCGGGUGAAGAAGAAAUUUUUGGCGAAAAAGAAAUUGGAGGAAGAGAUGGAGAACAUGCUGGACGGGGAAGACAGCGAGGAGGCGGAGAAAAAAUUUAACGAUAAUGACGAUGAAAACGAAAACUCCGAAGACUUAAUCACCGUCCGGCCAACGGAGACGAGGCGGGAUAUUAAGGUCAGGAAAAGGAUCGAGAAGAGGGAACGGAAAGGGUUGAAGUACGUGAAUAAUAGUACUGGUAAGAAGAAAGAGAAAUUGUCCGUUCGAGACAAGCGGAUGAAAAAAGCGAAAACGAACAAGAAAAAGCUGAACAAAGCAUCGGUGAUUAAGAAGGGGGAUAAGUGAUUGGUGAACAGAUGAACCAGUAUCAGGCGCAGUUGUCUGUAGGACAUAAGGGCUUUUCAGAUGAUGGCCUUAGACAUGACAUUGCGACUCGUUUUCAACGCUGAACUCUACUUUUUCCUUCUCAUGCCUAUUCACUCCUGUGCUCUUGCAAACUCAGAAAAU